Molecule: messenger RNA, 513 nt
Organism: Telopea speciosissima
Lineage: Eukaryota; Viridiplantae; Streptophyta; Magnoliopsida; Proteales; Proteaceae
Product: 50S ribosomal protein L18-like
Exons: 1
Coding region: 40-384 (114 amino acids)
Biological process (GO): translation
Cellular component (GO): ribosome
Molecular function (GO): structural constituent of ribosome; 5S rRNA binding
Source: RefSeq, a predicted model, not a curated record
GCUUCUGUUUCUUAUGAUUCUUCCGCCUGAGUUGCAUAGAUGCUCAUCCCUCCCGCUGUUAGACCACCAAGAGUUACAAAAUUUAUUAAGCCAUAUGUGCUGAAGAUGCACUUCACAAACAAGUACGUUAAUGCUCAAGUAAUCCACUCACCAACAGCCACAGUAGCCUCCUCUGCAAGCUCACAGGAGAAGAUACUAAGGUCAAGCAUGGAAUGCACCCGGGAUGUUGGUGCUGCGGCAGAGAUUGGGAAGAUACUGGGGCAGCGCUUGCUGUUUAAGGACAAUCCUGCUGUCUCUAUUUUGUUGAAAAGGGAACAAAAGUACCAUGGCAAGGUAAAGGCUGUGAUUGAUUCUUUAAGGGAAGCAGGUAUAAAGCUGAUUUAAACCCAACUGACUCUCUACUCAUAAGAGCACCUUCCUAGUUCUGAUUUUGAGGAGCUUCAUUCUCUUCAUGUAUUUCUUUGGGUUGCUCUCAUAGGAACCUUUUCUUGAUGAUUUUAGAUUUUCUGUUUC